Messenger RNA from Lycium ferocissimum, 837 nucleotides. Its product is annotated as protein C2-DOMAIN ABA-RELATED 11-like. Bases 60 to 557 code for a protein of 165 amino acids. The record is from RefSeq and is a predicted model, not a curated record. Lineage: Eukaryota; Viridiplantae; Streptophyta; Magnoliopsida; Solanales; Solanaceae. The transcript has 3 exons.
AUUUGUAGUCUGUUAAUUUUGAUGUAUGUUUUGUUUAUGUAUUGGACAGCUAGUGGAUUAUGGGAGACAAAUCUGGACUGCUUAAAGUGACAGUUGUUCAAGGGAGACGGUUGGUGAUCCGAGACUUCAAGAGUAGUGAUCCUUAUGUAGUUCUCAAGUUGGGCAAUCAGACCUCAAGAACCAAGGUCAAAAAUAGCUGCCUUAAUCCUGUUUGGAAUGAAGAAUUUGAUUUUUCCAUUUCAGACCCUGUGGAGGUUCUCAACUUGCAAGUGUUUGAUAAAGACCGUUUCAAGGCGGAUGACAAAAUGGGAAAUGCUCAUCUCAGCCUGCAGCCUUUAGUUGCUUCUGCUAGAUUGAGAAAGAUUCUUGGAGUUACUGCUACUGAAGGGACAACACUGAGGAAGGUUAUCCCAGACAGUGAUAACUGUCUAGCAGCGGACAGCAGUAUUGUUUGGGUGAAUGGUGAGGUUGUGCAAGACGUCUGGUUGAGGCUUUGUGAUGUUGAUUCUGGGGAUAUAGAACUGAAGAUCAAAUUGAUCAAUCUUCCCUCUAAUUAAGACUCGGAGAUUGAUCUGUUGAUAUUAGGACUGUUUACUUUCCUGUUGUGGAAAAGGAUCUCAAAGAUUUAGCAUGCGUUUAGUGUGAUGUGUGUCCAGUAGGAGAGCCGGCGCUGUAGCUUUAGUUUUAUCUCAAAUGUAUAUUCAUAAUGGUGUGUACUCAAAAGGUAUUUUGCUCCAGCUAAAUCCUUGUUAGAACAUUGCUUCUCCUAGUCCUUUUCAAUAGUUAACAGCGGCCAGAUGGAUUAAAAUGCCAUUUCUAUGGGUUUGUUAUUCUCUA